AUGUCUUCUUCCACGCAGAACACUACCGACCGCCACCCACAAGACGCCACAAACCCCCCCUCUACGUCCUCCUCAAAAUCCUGGAUCCUCUUCACCAACACCCCAACACUACGACUUCAGUCAGGCGCCUUCGCCACCAAAGAAGAAGCAAAGGCCGAACUCGUCAAAAUCGUUGAAAACAUCAAUGCUCUCCUGGUCAACGAAGAGAGCAAACAAUGGGCUCAGUACGGGAAAGGCAGAAUGUCGUGUAAGGUCUUUAAGCCAAAAGGGGUGGAGGGAUAUGAGUGCGUGAUGAAGUAUCAGGUAGAGAAGGAGAAAGAGGGGGGAGAUGAUGAGAUGGGUGGUGACUGGGACGAUGGGAAUGCAGAGUGGCUUGCAGAUGCGGAAGAAGAGUGA
This is a messenger RNA of Parastagonospora nodorum SN15, 396 nucleotides long. RefSeq lists its product as hypothetical. The coding region runs from base 1 to 396 and encodes 131 amino acids. Lineage: Eukaryota; Fungi; Ascomycota; Dothideomycetes; Pleosporales; Phaeosphaeriaceae. The transcript has a single exon. The record is from RefSeq and is a predicted model, not a curated record.